Populus trichocarpa (black cottonwood) is the source of this 566-nucleotide messenger RNA. RefSeq lists its product as uncharacterized. Lineage: Eukaryota; Viridiplantae; Streptophyta; Magnoliopsida; Malpighiales; Salicaceae. The transcript has a single exon. The record is from RefSeq and is a predicted model, not a curated record. Bases 169 to 438 code for a protein of 89 amino acids.
UUCCUCCCAAUUUCUGGCACCUAGUCCCCUACCUACUCUCUUUAUAAGCAAAUCCCAGUUUGCCAUUUACACCAUCGACACGGAUUCUCAAUCACAUCUCUUCUUUUUCAACUAAAAAUCCCACAUCAAAGAGUUUCCAACUAUUGUUCUGUUUUAUAUUACAGAGAAAUGAGUUCAGCAAGUAAAGCUUGGUUGGUAGCUGCUGCUAUUGGAGGUGUUGAGGCCUUGAAAGACCAAGGCUUCUGUAGGUGGAACUACACAUUGAGAUCGCUACACCAACAUGCCAAGAACCAUGUCGGGUCAAUUUCUCAGGCUAAUAAGAAGCUCCCUCAUUCAUCUUCUGCCAUUAUUUCAAGUAAAUUCAAGGAAGAGAAGGCGAAACAGUCAGAGGAGUCUCUAAGAAAAGUCAUGUAUUUGAGUUGCUGGGGUCCAAACUGAUACUCUCAAGAAAAAAGAAACUCUGAGGAAAUGAGUUCAUAGGAUUAGAGUAAAUUUUUGCAAGUUGAUUUAAACUGUAAAUGCUUGUGCUGAUUGCCAAUCAAAUAUAUCUCAUUUUAUUGGCAAAA